Cladophialophora bantiana CBS 173.52 is the source of this 579-nucleotide messenger RNA. RefSeq lists its product as uncharacterized. The transcript has 2 exons. The record is from RefSeq and is a predicted model, not a curated record. The coding region runs from base 1 to 579 and encodes 192 amino acids. NCBI's taxonomy places the organism in Eukaryota, Fungi, Ascomycota, Eurotiomycetes, Chaetothyriales, Herpotrichiellaceae.
AUGCCUUCUCCAACCUCUUCGUCCCACAGGGAUACAAAAGCACCAGCCUCAUCCCCCGACAAGCAGACAUCUCGACCACCACCUCAACCAGCAAAGCGACCCGCAAACUGGGUUGCCCAGCACGACGCCUUCAUUCGCGAACAGGCCCGUAACGGUGAAGACGCAGAGAGUAUCCGCAUCCUGUUCGAGGUCGAAUAUCCUGGUGUCAUUGUGAGCAAGGCGUGGGUCUUGGAGAGGAUGAAGGUGAUCGUCGUGGGCAGUGUGGCACUUAACGGCGUUGAAAAAGUGGCUGAUGAGACGGAUGAAUUUAUAUUGCCAAGAAUCCCCGUUAGGGAACGGCGUCAUGCCGCCGUAUGCUCUACCCUACGAGCUGGGCAAGAGAAGACGGUGAAAGUCGGAUCCACCGAACGCAGCUUUUCGACAUGUCCGUCACACUUUCGUGAAAGGUUCCGGAUGCCUCCUUCAUUGCACGGAAAACACUUUCCAGAGCUUCGACGGUGGAAAUUGAUCCAUGGGACAAGCGGAGGCUUAGUGAUCAGCAGCGAUCAGCUCGUUGCCCUGUUCCAAAGGCCGGUGUAA